Zea mays is the source of this 3300-nucleotide messenger RNA. RefSeq names its product nucleosome/chromatin assembly factor 104. Gene Ontology annotation, molecular function: protein binding. The record is from RefSeq and is a predicted model, not a curated record. The transcript has 6 exons. NCBI's taxonomy places the organism in Eukaryota, Viridiplantae, Streptophyta, Magnoliopsida, Poales, Poaceae. Bases 1551 to 2762 code for a protein of 403 amino acids.
CAUACGAUAGAAAGGCAACUACAAUUGAAAGCCAACAAAAUAGAGCAGCUUACCGAGCACUAAUCCUCAUCAUCUUCUUCUGAGCUCCCAACGUCACUACUGUACUCGUCACUACUACUGCUCCCAAAAUCAAGCUGCACAGGCUUGACCUGUAUUGUCUCUGGUCCCAUUGGUGCCACUGGUCGCACUGAAACAGGUGCCUGCGGCACAGGGGCCUGUGCCUCCCGCUCUUCACCCUUGAUACCAGGUAGUAUCUCAUCAAGUGGUAGCGUGAUCGGAUCACCAGGCUUCCAUCCCGGCGGCGGCUUUAGCUCCUUCGGGAACAUGGGUGGCAAGGUGUUUGGUAGCCUCGACGGCCCCUCCUGUGGUGCCUCAUACAGCGGCGCAACCUCCACUUCUGCCGCGAUCCCGUCCUUCGCAUCCAAUGGCUUCUUGGGUACCCCUACAUCCAAAUCAGCAAACAGAUACAGCUGCGACGCUCUCAUCUGAUUCUCCUGUGGUACAGGUGGCAGGCUAACACGGAGAGGCAACCCAGCACCAUGCUCCGGCGGAGCAAAGGUUGUGUAACUUAUGCGGUGCGCGUAGGUCAGGAUGUCAUCAAGCUUAAGGCUGGAGUGGAGGGACGUGCCGAAGUCGCCCUCUGACGCCGGCUCGGGAUCGUCAGCAGCAGCGGCGCCACGCGGGCGUUUGGGAUCGCGACGGUAGUCAGCGUAGUCGUCGACGAGGCGGUCAAGUACUUGGUGAGCCUCAUGCAGCUUCUUCGCAAAGGCUAGCAGCGCAGCAUCCUUGCCACGCGCCUCACGGACAAGGCGCGCGCGCGCAUCCUGCAGAUCGAGGGUCUCUUGCAGCUCGGCGACGGCCUCGAAGAGCUGCGUCUGCAGGGUGGUGACAAGAGAGAGCGCGUCCUUGGUGGAGGAGAUCGGGGUUGCGAGCGGCGGCGCGGAGGACGCCGAUGGGAGGAAGGUGGGAAGCGAUCCUCGGUACGCUGAGAUCCACGCGGCGCGGUUCGCCGAGAGUUCCAAGAGGUUGGAAGCGAGCGACGAUAUAAGCUGGAGCAGCGAUUGCGCGCGCGGAAGCGGCGGCAGGAGCGGUAGCAGCGACGGCGAGGUGGUUAGGGUUGGGGCAGCACUGGUGCCAGCGGCUGCGCUCGAGGGCAGGCUACCGUGUGAAGGCGAGGAUGUGGGAUUCAAGGGGACCGGAUUGGGCGGGAGCGACGGCGACGAGGCUGUGAGCCCCAGCCUCGCCGGGGAGGGCAGAUGCGGCUGCAUCAUUGCGGCGGCGGCGGAGGGCGCAGCAAACGGACGCGACGCGAGCUCGAGACGCUCGUGCUUGCUGAUCCUCCACUUCGUGGGCUCAUGGGACGGGCUUGCUCAACUAGAUGUGUUUGGGCUUUUUAUGUCUUGAGGCCCAACUAAUCCGCGUUAAAAGCCCUCUCUCCUUGGUCCUUGCCUACCCAUCCGCCGCUUCCGCUUCGUCCCAAAUCCCUUUUGGCGGGAGACGAGCAGCAGGCUGCCUCCACUUCCCGCGCAAAGCAGUAAAUCGGAGUAACCAUGGACGGCGGAUCCUCCACACCGGCGAGCCCCCCACCGACGGUAUCCGCGUCGGCGGCGAAUAUGGAGGAGUACCGGAACUGGAAGAAGAACGCGGCGGUGCUUUACGACCUCGUCAUCUCCCACCCGCUCGAGUGGCCAUCGCUCACCGUGCAGUGGCUCCCAUCGGAGUCCUCGGCCCGCAGCCACCGGCUCGUCGUGGGUACGCACACCUCCGACGAGGCCCCCAACAACCUCAUGGUCUUGGACGCGGUGCUACCGCUCCCACCUCGCCUCGCUGCAGCCGUCGCUGCCUCGGGCGGCGCCGUCCCGUUCCCAUCCGUAUCCGUCUCGCGCGUGGCGCCACACCGUGGCGAGGUCAACCGCGCGCGCUGCAUGCCGCAGCGUCCCUAUACGGUGGCCACCAAAACGUGCGUCGACGAGGUGCACGUGUACCAUCUCGGCGAUGACGACGGCAGCGGGAAGAGCGGCGCCGAAGUUGUGCUCAAGGGGCAUGAGGCGGAGGGUUAUGGCUUGUCAUGGAGCCCGAUGAAGGAGGGGUGGCUGCUGAGCGGCUCGUAUGAUAAGAAGAUUUGCUUGUGGGACAUCUCCUCUGGGAGUGGCGCUCCUGUUCUGGAUGCACAACAGGUGUUUGUGGCUCAUGAGGAUCUCGUUGAAGAUGUUGCUUGGCACCUGAAGGAUGAACAUAUAUUUGGAUCUGUUGGGGAUGACUGUAAGUUGAUGAUGUGGGACUUGCGUACAAACAAACCAGAACAAUCUAUUCUUGCACAUCGAAAGGAGGUCAACUCUUUGUCAUUCAAUCCAUUCAAUGAAUGGAUAUUGGCUACAGCAUCUGGAGACACAACUAUCAACCUAUUUGACAUGCGAAAACUAUCUAGAAGCUUGCAUACUUUUGACAGUCAUGAGGCGGAGGUGUUUCAGGUUGAAUGGAAUCCAAAUUUGGCUACUGUAUUAGCUUCAUCUGCCGCAGACAAGAGAGUGAUGAUAUGGGAUAUUAAUAGGAUUGGCGAUGAGCAGUCAGAGGAAGACGCAGACGACGGACCACCGGAGCUGCUGUUCGUUCAUGGAGGCCACACAGACAAGAUAUCAGAGCUGUCGUGGAAUCCUAGCGAGAAAUGGGCCAUUGCCAGCGUGUCUGAAGACAACAUCCUGCAGAUAUGGGAGAUGGCAGAAAGCAUAUACUGUGAUGACCUCUCCAUGCAGGUUAACUGACUCGUGCCUCGAAGCAUAAAGGGGAAACUGGUCGUCCGGACGGCUGGCACACGUGGAGACGGAGGCGUUCAUUUCUCUCUCUCUUCUUCUUCUUCGUCUUCUCUGUCCAUCACAUCUUUUUUUUCAAUGAAGUUUUAUGGAUAUAGGGACUGGAAGGCAACCCUCUGAUCGGAUCGUUCGCUGUCAUGUUGUUUUGGAUUAAAGUUAAUUGUUUACAACUGUAAUAUAUAGUGAUAAAAACAUUAUAGAAAGAAAGGUAGCGAAUAGUACGUAGGGGCCGCUGUUGGUCCAGCAUUGGUUGAGGAGGCAGGCCCGAGGCACGGUACGAAAGGCAACAGGGCCACGCACGCGGCUUCCCACCGAGUCCGGGCGCCAUCCCGUCCCGUGUGGUCGCGGUCAAUCAGUGACAGUCCCGUGUCGGUCCGGGUCCCCUCCAUCCACGUCUUCCUUCCUUCCUUCCUUCUCCGGUUUAAACCAAGACAUCAAUAUUUCUAUAUUUAUAUAUUUUGAUAUAAACUUAGGAAUAUAUUUAUUGUUA